UUUCCCACCAAAUAUCUCUCUGUCUCUCUCGUUUUCCCUCUCCUGUCUUUUGCUUGUUCGACUCCCCAAAACCCCAAAGAAAUACGAAAAAAAGAAAAGAAAAAAGAAAGAGUAUUGAGAUAAUGAUAGUCACGUCCCACAUUCUUCAACCCCUUUGCUUCAGUCCAACUCCACCACUCCAAAUGUCUCUGUGAAAAUUUUCUUUGUUUCUUUGUCAAGAAUCUUUUUUAGUAUUUGUUUUUUCUGCUUUCCCAGAUCAACAAGAAAGCGUUUUACUUUCCAUUUUUUAUAAUUCAAGAAAGGUUGUUUUCAUUGCCAGCCAUGACUGAGGUCCUCAACCCCAACCAUUCUCCUUCACAUUUCUCUCCCUCUUCUUCUUCUCCUUCUCCUUCUUCCUCUGCACACAUUCAGAAUGAGGACAACAACCGCGGCUGUGAAUGUGGGUCGCCGUCUUCGUCGGUAGCCGAGGAACGGGAUUCUAUAGUGACCGGCUGUGAGGAAGAGGAGGCGGAGGGUGACCGGCAGAGAAGGGAUCAGCUGUCUUUGCUAGCAUUGCUGGUGGCCCUUUUCAGGAGAUCUUUGGUUGCUUGCAAGAGUACUGACAGGAGGGAGCUCUGUGCAAUGGAGAUCGGGUUGCCAACUAAUGUGCGCCAUGUGGCGCAUGUUACCUUUGAUAGGUUCAAUGGGUUCUUGGGAUUACCUGUGGAGUUUGAACCUGAGGUGCCCAGGAGGCCUCCCAGUGCAAGUGCUACCGUCUUUGGAGUUUCCACGGAAUCCAUGCAGUUGUCAUUUGACUCAAGAGGGAAUAGUGUGCCAACGAUUCUCUUGCUAAUGCAGAGAAACUUGUAUGCUCUAGGAGGCCUGCAGGCAGAAGGAAUUUUCAGAAUUGCUGCAGAAAACAGCCAAGAGGAGUAUGUCAGGGACCAAUUGAAUGGGGGUGUGGUACCAGAAGGCACUGAUGUACACUGUUUGGCAGGCCUUAUCAAGGCUUGGUUUAGGGAACUCCCAAGUGGGGUUCUGGAUUCUCUAUCACCUGAGCAGGUAAUGCAAUGCCAGACGGAAGAGGAUUAUGCCGAGCUUGUGAGGCUUCUACCCCCAACUGAAUUUGCUCUACUGGAUUGGGCCAUCAACCUCAUGGCUGAUGUUGUCCAACAGGAACAUCUGAACAAGAUGGAUGCGCGAAACAUAGCUAUGGUUUUUGCACCAAACAUGACUCAGAUGGCAGAUCCUUUGACUGCUUUGAUGUAUGCAGUCCAAGUUAUGAACUUCCUCAAGACCCUAAUCUUAAAAACACUGCGCGAAAGAAAAGAUUCUGCCGAGGAGCCAUCUUCUGCUAGCCGUUUAGAGCCUUCUGAUGAGAAUGGCCACCAGAGCCCUUCACAAACCUGCCUGGAAGAUAUUACCCGAGAGAAUGAAGAGAGAGAGCAUGCAUUCGUUGCUGAAGAACCUGUGUCAGAAAUUUCCCCCAACUCUAACCAAAACAAUAACCUUAUUGAUGGAGAAGCUAGCAGUUUAUUGACUUGUGAUAAUGGUUCUUGUGAGACUCCAUUUCAAGUUGACCUUUCCAUUAACAAAGCAGAAGCUGGUGAAAUCAAUGGUGCAAUAGGUGGAGGUCAAGGUAAUUCUGGAAAGGGCAAGACUGGUCAACCAAGUAAUUCAAAUUUUAAAAAGGGGCCAACGAAAAAAUGUGGUCAGCUACCUCUAGUUCCUGCAACAGUGCCUGUUGAGAAGACCAGAGGAAUCAGCAAUCUGAGUCGCAUUGAUUCAAGUUCAGAGCGUAUCGAAGCCUGGAGGUAAAGGAAGCUCAGCAGCAGUUGAUCAAGCUCCAGGUGAUUAUAUUACAAUGUUCUCAAGUGUAAGUUUGUUUGCUUUGAAAGUUGAGGGAAAGUCUUGUGAAUUGUUCAUGUAUGUUGUCUGUGUUGUUGGUUUGCUUAACCUGUUCUGAUUUCAUGGAGGAGACUUCCGUAGGAUCAUACUAACAUUGCUACUGGAGUUUCAUUGAUGUGGUUUCUUGUGUGUUUGUUUUCCUACAUAUAUGCCUGUCACCAUCCUCUUA
Corylus avellana is the source of this 2056-nucleotide messenger RNA. RefSeq names its product Rho GTPase activating protein with PAK-box/P21-Rho-binding domain-containing protein. The record is from RefSeq and is a predicted model, not a curated record. NCBI's taxonomy places the organism in Eukaryota, Viridiplantae, Streptophyta, Magnoliopsida, Fagales, Betulaceae. Gene Ontology annotation, biological process: signal transduction. Gene Ontology annotation, molecular function: GTPase activator activity.